This is a messenger RNA of Saccharomyces kudriavzevii IFO 1802, 1032 nucleotides long. RefSeq names its product Dam1p (gene DAM1). The transcript has a single exon. The coding region runs from base 1 to 1032 and encodes 343 amino acids. The record is from RefSeq and is a predicted model, not a curated record. Lineage: Eukaryota; Fungi; Ascomycota; Saccharomycetes; Saccharomycetales; Saccharomycetaceae. Gene Ontology annotation, cellular component: mitotic spindle polar microtubule; DASH complex; mitotic spindle. Gene Ontology annotation, biological process: mitotic sister chromatid biorientation.
AUGAGCAAAGAUAAAGCCAAAUUAGGGACCGCGAGGUCGGCAACGGAAUAUCGUCUAUCGAUUGGUAGCGCUCCAACUUCCAGAAGGUCAUCUAUGGGUGAAUCCUCAUCCAUGGCAAAAUUUACUGGUCAGGAAGGACUAGCAACUUCAGUUGGUGAAAGUAGUGAAAAUGCUAUACAGCAGGUUCUGCUACCGAAGAUCAGAGAAUUAAGUGAUUCAAUUAUCACUUUAGAUUCAAAUUUUACGCAUUUGAACUUUAUUCACGAAAGUUUGGCUGACCUGAAUGAAUCACUAGGAUCAUUGUUAUAUGGUAUCAUGAGUAAUUCAUGGUGUGUCGAAUUUUCGCAAGCGCCUCAUGAUAUUCAGGACGACCUGAUGGCUAUCAAACAAUUGAAGCUGUUGGAAGAUGAGAAAAAUAGUUUGUUGAGAGAAGUAUCUAAUAUAGAGCGUGGGAUUUCAAGAAGAAAAGAUGAACCAGAUGAAAAUAGCUCGGGCAAGGGACCCCAAAACAAACAGUUUAGCCAGCCGCUAUUUCCUUCCUCACAAGUAAGAAAAUAUAGGCCAUACGAGAACAAAGACAAAAGGAAGUCCACCAAGACUGCUAACAAUCCACAUACAGAGAAUGACGAAGAUUAUGACGACGAUACCAGCAGUGAAGCCUCUUUUGUGCUAAAUCCAACGAAUAUGGGGAUCUCCAAAUCGUCACAAGGGUACGUGGGUAAAAACGCUCGUUCGAAUAACAAUAACAAUAGCAAAUUAAGGAGAAAAUCGAUUUUACACACAAUUAGAAAUAGUAUUGCCUCUGGUGCUGAUUUGCCUAUCGAAAACGGUAAUGUUGUUAAUCUAGGGGAUUUGCAUUCAAAUAAUCGAAUAUCGCUAGGAAGCGGUGCUGCUAGGAUAGUCGAUGGGCCCAUGGCAAAGAAAAGGCACUCCAUGUUCACUGGACAUACUGAAAGGACUUCUACAGAAAAUAGACACUCAGUUGCAAACAAAGGAGAGAAAAAAAUGAGUACAAGACCACCUUUCAGGUGA